Messenger RNA from Paramormyrops kingsleyae, 1860 nucleotides. RefSeq names its product transcriptional regulator Myc-1-like. The record is from RefSeq and is a predicted model, not a curated record. Lineage: Eukaryota; Metazoa; Chordata; Actinopteri; Osteoglossiformes; Mormyridae. Gene Ontology annotation, biological process: regulation of DNA-templated transcription. Gene Ontology annotation, molecular function: DNA-binding transcription factor activity; protein dimerization activity.
UACAUUUUUACUCAGCUCUCCGGCGGUCGCACAGCAAAGCGCGCUACAUUCUUCGCCGCUCGGGCAUCGCGUAGUACGGCAGUGUACGGGCGGAGUUAUACGGCGCUCUGCCUGCGCGUGUGUGCGUGCGUGUGCUUGUGCGUGUGCGUGUGGGGUGGGGGGUGCCGGCGUACUAAAGGCCAUGUGAGCGCGGCGCCUCCGCCUCUCCCCGCAGUGAAUGACAGCGCACGGCGCGGCGCAGCUGCUCUAUCCUGCCCGCCGCCUCUUACGUGCGCGACAGCCGUGCAGGGAAGCGGCACUUUCUCCCACUACGGAAUUUACUUUCUUCUACCACUAUUUUCUGUGAAUUACAAACCGACAAGCUUUUUUUAGAACUGACGUUUCUUUUUGUAAUUUUGUCACUUACACGGCAGACAGCAUGCCGCUCAGCUCCGGUUUGACGAGCACAAACUAUGAUUACGACUACGACUCCAUCCAGCCCUACUUCUAUUUCGACACCGAGGAUGAGGGUUUCUAUUACCAGCAGCACAGUCAGCUCCAGCCCCCGGCACCCAGCGAGGACAUCUGGAAGAAAUUCGAGCUGCUGCCCACGCCGCCUCUCUCCCCCAGCCGGCGCUCCUCCUUCCCCGGCAUCCUGCCCUCGACGGCCGACCAGUUGGAGAUGGUCACCGAGUUCCUCGGGGACGAUGUGGUCAACCAGAGUUUCAUCUGCGACGCAGACUACUCCCAGUCCUUCCUCAAGUCUAUCAUUAUCCAGGACUGCAUGUGGAGCGGCUUUUCCGCCGCCGCCAAGCUGGAGAAAGUGGUUUCCGAGAGACUUGCGACGCUCCAGGCUUCCAGGAAGGAGUGCCCGCCGCCGGAGCCCCCCGGUCGGGUGAACGCCAGCUACUUGCAAGAUCUGACCACAUCGGCGUCGGAUUGUAUAGACCCUUCUAUAGUAUUCCCGUACCCGAUCACCGAAAACCCGAAACCGAGCCAGGAGACCCCAUCUUCAUGCUUGCUUUUGGAUACCCCGCCCAACAGCGGCAGCAGCAGUAGCAGCAGCAGCGGUAGCGAUUCAGAAGAAGAAGAGGAGGAGGAGGAUGAUGAUGAUGAUGAUGAAGAAGAAAUUGACGUGGUGACUGUGGAAAAGAGGCAGGCACUUAGGAGGUCUGAGUCGUCAGGGGUGGUCACAAGGCUGCACCAGAGCCACCUCGUCCUAAAGAGAUGCCACGUUCCCAUCCAUCAGCACAACUACGCCGCCCACCCACCGGCGAGGAGCGAGCAGCCUUCCGUCAAGCGGCCAAAGCUGGAGGGGGGCGCCAGGGCACCCAAGCAGAUCGGUGGCGGCCGCAAAUGCGCGAGCCCGCGGACGUCAGACUCUGAGGACAAUGACAAACGGAGGACUCACAACGUGCUGGAGCGCCAGAGGAGGAACGAACUGAAGAUGAGCUUCUUCGCGCUGCGGGACGAGAUCCCCGAGGUGGCCAACAAUGAGAAGGCGCCCAAGGUUUUGAUACUCAAAAAGGCGACCGACUGCAUUUUCAGCCUGCAGACGGACGAGCAGAGACUGCUUUCAUUAAAGGAACAGCUGAGCAGGAGAAGUCAGCAUUUAAAACAGAGGCUUGAGCGGCUGAGGAACUGUCAAGGAUGCUGAGUUAGAUUUAUUUGUAUUUAAGUCCUUUAUUUUUAUUAAUAAAAUAUAAAAAAACAGGGCUACAUGUUUGUCAGCCUUAACUUAAAUAUUUGUUAUGUUUUGUAUAUAAUAUUUACAAAGAAAUGUAUUUUUGGAUUUUAAUUGAAUGUUCCAGACACGUUUCAUGAUUGUUCAGCAUAAAUGUUCUAUUCAAUCUGAAUCAUAAAUGCAUUUCUUUAUUGACA